Molecule: messenger RNA, 1776 nt
Organism: Alligator sinensis (Chinese alligator)
Lineage: Eukaryota; Metazoa; Chordata; Crocodylia; Alligatoridae
Product: perforin-1-like
Biological process (GO): immune response
Cellular component (GO): membrane attack complex
Source: RefSeq, a predicted model, not a curated record
UACACUGUUCCCACCAUGCCCCGUCCCGGAGUCUUCAUCCUCCUCCUCUUCCUUCUCGUCCUGCCCAUGACGGCCUGCUACUGCCGCCAGGCAAUGGUGAAGGAGUGCAAGGAGCACACGGCCUUCGUGCCUGGCCACGGCCUGGUGGGGGAAGGCUUUGACAUCACCACUCUGGCCCAGAAGGGUGCCUACGUGGUGGAUGCCGGGCGGUGGGAGAGGCAAAGUGGGACCUGCACCCUGUGCAUCAAUACGCUCCAGAACAGGAGUCUCCAGCGCCUCCCCGUGGCUUUGGAUGAUUGGAAAGUGCAUGGCUCAUGCCAGAAGAGGGUGGCCAGCUACUUGCGCUACUCAGCUGUGGAGGUAGUCCAAGAGGCCAGCAAGGCUGUGGAAAAUGACUGGUGGGUGGGGCUCCAGGUGGCCAUCCCUUUACAGGCACACACACAGGUGGCACUGGCUGGGUCCCGCUCCAAGACGGCUAUAUUCAGCAUGGACAAGGCCCGGCAGGACAAGUACUCCUUCGCCAGUCAUGAGGUCUUCUGCCAGUACUACUGGUUCCGCAUCAUAGACAAUCCCCUGCUCUCCCAUCACUUCACCCGGGCUGUGAGGGACCUCCCCGAGGACUACACCCCAGCCUCGCGCCCCGAAUACCACCAGUUCAUCGCCGCCUAUGGCACCCACUACCUCAACCAGGUCCACCUGGGGGGCCGCAUCCGGGAUGUCACAGCUGUUAAGACCUGUCAGACGGCACUGGAUGGGCUGACAGCUGAUGAGGUCAUGGACUGCUUGAAUGUGGAAGUGGCCAUGAGCAUCGGGAAGGGAAGAGGGAAGCUCGAGCCCACUGCCAGGGUGUGCCAGGAUCAGCGUCAGAAGGAGAACCUCAAGACAAGCUUCCAUGAGGCCUACCAUGAGUGUUACACUGAGGUCGUUGGUGGCCACAAGCACACGGACUUGCUCUUUUCCAACAGGCGGGAUGCCAGUGCUUACACCAGCUGGCUGGAAAGCCUCAAAGUCAACCCUGGCUUGGUCUCCUACUCCCUGGCACCUCUCCACGUCUUGGUUAAGAAGCAGGAUCCAAGGAGAUGGGCUCUCCAGCAAGCAGUGAGUGAGUACAUCCGUGACCAGGCCUUGUGGAGGAACUGCACCCAGCCAUGCCCACCGGGCACGCAUCGUAGCACCAAGGACCCCUGCUCCUGUCUCUGCCCUGGGGAUGCUGUGGCCAACACUGUGUGUUGCUCCCGGAAGCGGGGCCUGGGGAAGCUGGAGGUCACCAUCAAAUGUGGCCAAGGCCUGUGGGGAAAUACCUUCACCCAGACGGAUGCCUACAUCAAGGUCUUCUACCAGGAUAGGUUGAUUCAAACCAGCACCGUGAAGGACAACAACAACCCCGUCUGGAACAUCAGCCUAGAUUUUGGGCCCGUGAAGGUCACUGAGGCCUCCAAGCCGAAGGUACAGGUGUGGGACAAGGACUUUGGGUGGGAUGAUGACCUCCUGGGGACCUGUAAUGAACCUGUAGUGGCUGGCACCUCCCAGGAAAAGACCUGCUACCUGACCCACGGUAAGCUGGAGUACCAGUAUGAGCUGCAACGCGGGCCCAGUUUGGGGGGGGAACAGUGUCAGGACUAUGUCCCCCAGCCCCCUGGCAUUGCUGUUAACUGGACCUGGAUUGGGCGAGCUGUGGGAGAGAAGAAUGGAGAUGAAUCAAAUAGAGGUGGGGCUGGAAAGGACCUCCGGGGGUCACCUCUAGUCCAACUGCUGGCCAGAGGCAGAAACAACUGA